This is a messenger RNA of Tarenaya hassleriana, 1803 nucleotides long. Its product is annotated as fatty acyl-CoA reductase 3-like. Lineage: Eukaryota; Viridiplantae; Streptophyta; Magnoliopsida; Brassicales; Cleomaceae. The record is from RefSeq and is a predicted model, not a curated record. The coding region runs from base 42 to 1547 and encodes 501 amino acids. The transcript has 10 exons. Gene Ontology annotation, biological process: suberin biosynthetic process; long-chain fatty-acyl-CoA metabolic process. Gene Ontology annotation, cellular component: intracellular membrane-bounded organelle. Gene Ontology annotation, molecular function: alcohol-forming very long-chain fatty acyl-CoA reductase (NADP+) activity.
AAUCUCUCUCUCUCUCUCUCUCUCUCUCUCUCUCUCUCGUUAUGUCGUCUUCAAUGGAGGCAGGAAGUGUUCUUCAGUUCCUCGAGGACAAAUCCAUCUUGGUCACUGGAGCAACUGGGUUCCUUGCCAAGAUUUUUGCGGAGAAGUUAUUGAGGGUUUCACCCAACAUAAAGAAACUAUAUCUUCUCGUGAGAGCAUCAGAUGAAAAAUUCGCCACUCAGAGAUUCAGCGACGAGAUUUUGGGGAAUGAAUUGUUCGGGGUGGUGAAGGAGAAGUACGGUCCAAAUCUAAUUCCCUUGAUAUCAGAAAAAGUCAAGCUUGUGGUUGGAGACAUCUCCUUUGAGGAUUUGGGUCUUCAAGACUCCAAGUUGGCCCUUGACAUGAUCCAUGAACUCGAUGUCAUCGUCAACAUGGCUGCUACUACUAAUUUUAAUGAGAGAUAUGAUGUUGCACUUGGGACCAACGCAUUGGGUUCUGCCCAUGUCUUGAACUUUGCCAAGAAAUGUGCCAAGGUUAAAGUGCUUGUGCAUGUAUCUACAGCUUAUGUGUGCGGGGAAAGAUCGGGAGUGAUAAGAGAGACGCCGUACCACGUUGGUCAGACGUUGAACGGGAAAGGCGGUCUGGACAUCGACCAUGAAAAGAACUUAGCGGAAGAGAAGCUCGAGGAACUCCGAGCCACGGGAGCAUCACCUGGGACUAUCACUCGAGCCAUGAAGGAUUUGGGACUCUCUAGGGCAAGGAUGUACGGAUGGCCGAACACGUACGUGUUUACAAAGGCGAUGGGGGAAAUGUUGAUAGGGGCGAAACGGGAAAAUGUUGCCGUUGUGAUUCUUCGUCCCACUAUUAUUACAAGCACUUUCAAAGAGCCCUUCCCCGGCUGGACAGAAGGAUUUAGGGCGGCCGAUAAUAUACCCAUUGGAUAUGGUCAAGGCAAAAUCACAUCCUUCCUUGUCGGCCUCGACGCAAUUUCGGACAUCAUACCCGGAGAUAUGGUGGUGAAUUCGAUAUUAGUAUCCAUGGUAGCUCAAGCCGGUAAACCGAGCCAAGUAAUAUACCAUAUCGGUUCAUCGGCUACAAACACGCUAAAAAAUUCCAAGUUGCUGGAUUUCGGAUAUUGGUAUUUCACUGCCAAACCGUGGAUCGAUAAAGAAGGGAAGCCGGUUCACGUGGGUGAACUCAAGAUUCUGAGUUCAAUGCCUAGUUUCUAUAGAUACAUGGCCAUACGUUACCAAAUCCCCUUGAAGGUAUUGGAAUUGAUAAACCUGGUGUUGUGCAAAUUAUUCGAAAAGAAAUGUAGAGAUUUCAACAGGAGGAUCGAUUUCGUAAUGAGGCUUGCCGAUCUUUAUAGACCUUACCUUUUCUUCUACGGAGUAUUCGAUGAUACGAAUGCGGAAAAACUGCGAAGGACGGCGUCGGAGACGGGAGUAGAGAAGGAUGUGUUCUACUUGGAUCCAAAGAUCAUCAAUUGGGAAGAUUAUUUUCUGAAAACCCAUAUUCCCGGGCUGGUUAAAUACGUUUCCAAUGAUUUCGUUGGAAUUCAAAUCUAAAAGCGUAAGAUCUUUUGCUUUGGAGUUUCAUUCUUUCAACAAAAUAAGAUAUUAUAUGUAAUGUAUAUCGAAGAAUGAAACUGAUAAUAAGUGAUGCAUGUGUUGUGACGAAGGGCUACGUACGUACGUAGAGGAUGGGGACUGAGUAUGUAUAAUGUGGUUAUGUAAGGAUCAGAGAAUAAGAUGGUGGAGCCGGUUUGUGGCUGAUCCAUGUAUGAAAAUAAAAAUAUUAUCACGUGGUUUGUUACGUGGCUGA